UGUACAAAUUGUAACACUCAAACAACCCCAUUAUGGAGAAGAAAUCCUGAAGGUCAACCUCUAUGUAAUGCUUGUGGCUUAUUCUUGAAAUUGCAUGGUGUUGUUCGUCCAUUAUCUUUGAAAACUGACGUUAUAAAGAAAAGACAAAGA
Molecule: messenger RNA, 150 nt
Organism: Hansenula anomala
Lineage: Eukaryota; Fungi; Ascomycota; Saccharomycetes; Phaffomycetales; Wickerhamomycetaceae
Gene: GAT1
Product: Gat1p
Exons: 1
Biological process (GO): negative regulation of transcription by RNA polymerase II; positive regulation of transcription by RNA polymerase II
Molecular function (GO): RNA polymerase II cis-regulatory region sequence-specific DNA binding; zinc ion binding; DNA-binding transcription factor activity, RNA polymerase II-specific
Source: RefSeq, a predicted model, not a curated record